This is a messenger RNA of Maniola jurtina (meadow brown), 4477 nucleotides long. RefSeq names its product sodium/potassium-transporting ATPase subunit alpha-B-like. Lineage: Eukaryota; Metazoa; Arthropoda; Insecta; Lepidoptera; Nymphalidae. Gene Ontology annotation, molecular function: P-type sodium:potassium-exchanging transporter activity; ATP binding; ATP hydrolysis activity. Gene Ontology annotation, cellular component: membrane. The coding region runs from base 128 to 3091 and encodes 987 amino acids. Gene Ontology annotation, biological process: intracellular potassium ion homeostasis; proton transmembrane transport; potassium ion import across plasma membrane. The record is from RefSeq and is a predicted model, not a curated record. The transcript has 18 exons.
AUAAAAUGCGAAAUAUUUUUAUACUUUAUAAAGUCGCGGUAGUCUAGUUCGCGAUUCGACCAUCUUGAUUAGGUUCAUAUUUUACCUAUAAAUAAAAUAUCUUAGGAAUUUAAAACUAGAAAAAAUCAUGAAUUCUAAAAGUUCUAGUUUAUCUUCGAUAUCAGAUCUUUUCCGCCCUACAAAUCCCAGAGGUUUAAGAUCUAGGGAUCUAAGUUCUACUCGAUUAAGUGUUCUAAAGCAAGAGAUACAGACCGAUACUCAUUUGAUACCACUUAAAAAUCUUUACACCUUAUUGGGUACAGAUCCAAUAAAUGGUUUAACUAAUAACAGAGCAAAAGAGUUAUUGGAGUAUUAUGGCCCAAACACGCUCACACCAACUACACAGUUUUUAUGGCCACGUUUACUAUUCAAAUCUUUAUGUACUGGAUUUUCAAUUGUAAUAUGGCUUGGUGCUAUACUAUGUCUAACCGCAUAUCUAAUAGAACUAUCUACGAAGCCAGAUCCUCGCCCUGAUAACCUUUAUCUAGGAUGCGUACUUAUAGCAGUAGACCUCAUAUGCGGACUUUUCAGUUUUUUUCAGAACUACAAAAGUUCUCAGAUCUUGAAAACGUUCAACAGUAUGAUACCGAUGUACGCGAAAUGUACGCGGGACGGUGUAUUAACUACGGAUACCGAAGUGCAUAAUUUAGUCAAAGGAGACAUAGUUUAUGUGGAAAUCGGUGAUGUUAUACCAGCGGAUAUACGAAUCAUUGAAAGCAAAGGAUUUAAAGUCGAUAACUCCUCAUUGACUGGCGAAUGCAUAGCAGUAUCGCGAAGUAAUACAGAUGGCACGCCAAACAUAUUGGAAUCGCCCAACGUCGCAUUCUCUUCUGCUCUUUGCGUAGAAGGAUGGGCGAAAGGAGUUGUUAUAUGCUGUGGAGAUCUAACCGCUUUAGGUCGCGUAGCUGGGCUAGCUGCACGUUUAAAACCCGCUCCGUCACCAUUGUCUCGAGAGAUUCGCCGUUUCAUGCGUUGUAUGUCUGCCUGGGCAAUUGGUUUAGGCGUUUUCAUCGCCGGUGCCAGCCUUGCACUUGGAUAUCCUUUUAUGCAAACAACUGUAUUUGUCAUUGGAAUUAUUGUUGCUAAUAUUCCUGAAGGAUUACAACCAACUGUAACGGCUUCUUUGACGCUAACAGCAAAACGCAUGGUUGCAAAACAAUGUCUUAUAAAGAAUCUAGAAGCAAUUGAAGCACUCGGCGCCUGUACAACAAUCUGUUCUGACAAAACUGGCACUUUAACGGAGAAUAAAAUGUGCGUUCGUCAUAUUUGGAUGCCGGAUAAAACGUACUCAGUAUUGGACGACGAUUUCGAUUCUUCAUUACAAAACAAUCAAGCAUUCAUUUCCCUAAAAGUAUGUGGAGCUUUGUGCAGCAACGCAUCUGUUUCUUCGAGUGGAGUUAUGCGCGGUGAUGCUUCGGAAAAAGCUAUAUUGAACUUCUUAAUAAAUUUUGAUGAUCCUAUCGCUAUUAGGAAAAUGUACCCUAAAGUCGCCGAAAUUCCUUUUAAUUCAGUGAAUAAGUAUCAAGUUAGCGUUCAUUUGGAUACAUCUACCUCGAAAUUUCUUGUAGUAAUAAAAGGGGCCCCCGAGUGCAUAGUUUCUAGAUGUUUGUCAAUUAUUGUUAACAACGAGAUAACAGAUAUGAGUACCGAAAUCAAAGAAGCUGCCAACGUAGCAAUUGAGAACUUGGCAAAUACUGGUGAACGGAUCUUGGCAUUCGCAGAUUGCGUUUUAGAUCCGGAAGAAUUCCCAUUAGAUUAUAAGUUUGAUACAGAAAACGUAAAUUUUCCACUUGAUAACCUGCGGUUUCUGGGACUCAUUGGUUUAAAAGAUCCACCUAGAGAGGAGGUCCGCUUUGCAAUACAACGUGUACGCGAAGCAGGAGUACGAGUGAUGAUGGUGACUGGAGACCACCCAGCCACUGCUCGAGCCGUAGCUUCUGAAGUGGGUAUUGCCACUACACCCGAUUGUCAUGUUGUCACUGGUACUGAUCUGAGAAAUAUGACGCCUGAUUUACUAUAUUUAACUUUGGAAAAACACUACGAAAUAGUAUUUGCGCGCACUUCUCCAACCCAAAAACUAACAAUUGUUGAAGCAUGUCAAAGACAAGGCGGGGUAGUAGCUGUAACAGGCGAUGGUGUAAAUGAUGCACCGGCCUUAAGACGCGCAGACAUAGGAAUUUCCAUGGGAAUAACUGGCUCGCAAGUAUCCAAACAAACUGCAGAUAUAAUUUUGAUGGAUGACAACUUUGCGACAAUAGUAACUGGGAUAGAAGAAGGACGAAAGAUAUUCGAUAAUUUAAAAAAAUCUGUUUGCUACAUCCUUAUAUCGAACGUUCCUGAAAUUAUUCCUGUGUUAAUGUUUAUCCUCUUCUCCAUUCCACUACCGCUGGGGGUGAUGACAAUAUUAUGUGUGGACCUCGGGACUGACAUGUGGCCAGCAGUAUCAUUAUCCUACGAGCAAGCAGAACAAGAUGUAAUGGCCCGACCGCCUCGAACCUCUGAUCCCCUUGUGUCAGCUAGCAUGUUGCGCCUAGCAUAUGGACAUCUUGGCCUCGUUGAAUUCGCCGCCGGCAUGUUCGCCUACUUCAUCGUUAUGGCUGAACAUGGCUUUUAUCCUUCUAGUCUGUUUGGUAUACGAGAACGAUGGGACAACGAGGCAGUAAGUGACGUCGAGGACUCUCUAGGUCAAGAAUGGACGUAUGCGGAGCGGAAAGAAUUAGAGAGGGCAUGUCAGGCGGCUUACUUCGUGGCUGUUGUCAUUACGCAAAUGAUGAAUGGCGUUAUCUGUAAAACCAGAUACAACUCCCUGUUCCAUGUCGGUAUGAAAAACAACGUUUUGAAAAUGGGAUUGUUGGUAGAAUUAAUGCUUGCUUGUGCGGUGUGCUAUGUGCCUGGUGUUAAUACAUUUUUUCGCACAUAUCCUCUCCGAUUAAGAUGGUGGUUUUUGGCGCUACCUUUUGCGGCAUUUAUGUUUGUAUUUGACGAAUUCAGGAAAUAUUGUAUCAGAAGGCAGAACUUUGGUCGUUGGUUUAACAAACUGAUAUAUUACUAGUGUAAAUGUAUUUCGAGACUAUAAUAUUAUGAUUCGGGGAUAUUACAUUAAACAACUUACUCUGGAGACAAUAAUAUGAAUAAUAAUAUAUAAGUAUGCAUAAUAAAUGUCCUAUGCAUUCAUAGGUAAGGGCUGAUUUUGCAAUCGCCAAAAAACUUACGAAUUUUACCAGUUUAGCAGAUUUGCAGAACAAAAAUUGUCAUUUAUCAGUUACACCCAUCAUACAUUAUGUAGCGAUAAGACUUAUUUUGCGAUUGAAAAAUCGGCCUAUUGAAGAAUGAAAUUAAUAAAUUAAUCAUGUACUUUUGUUUUUGUAAUUUAAAUUAGUACCUAUACUUAUUUAAUCAGGCAUCUAUUGGGUCUUCUAAAACUAAAUUCUAAUAAAAUACAUUAUUCAUGAAAUAAGAAUAUAUUCUGUAUCAUAAAUCAUUUCACACAAUAAUUAAACAAGGCAUAAAAUAAUAUUGUAUGUAGAUGUCAUUAUUAUUUUUAUUAUAUUUAUAGUAACACAAAAUGAGCAAACAAUGGAUACUUUUAUGUACAUUUAAAUAUUGUAUUGUAAUAGUUAUAAUAUAAAAAUUAAUACUAAUAAUUUGAUUUUAUUAUUUUUAGGGAAGUAUAUAAUUAUAUAUUUUGAAUAAGGCACAGGUUAGGUACUUAUACACAUAAUAUAUUUCUUGUCUUUUAAAUUACUAAACAUAUUAUUACUUUUCGUCAGACUAAAGUCAUGGAAUAUGAAUAUAGUGUGUAGAUAUUAAAAUGUUUUGUUGUACCUAAAUCAUAAUAAGGCCUUAUAUAUGAAAUAUCAAAUAAAUAUUUUAAUUCAAAGCUUUGUUUUAAUAAAGACAUUAAGAAAAACAGAGGUAAGUUAAAAAUUCAAAUUAUUCGAAAGUAGAUGUUUUUUAGAAAUAUUAAAGAUAAGAAAUGUGUAUUAUAUUGCAAUAAUUAUUAAACCUAAUUAAAUACAUAGCUAUUAGCUAGUAAUAUAUUAUUUAACAUUUUUUUAUUUAGGUACGCUAUAAAAAUCUCUGCAGAAUGAUAAAUGUUACACACAAUCAACAUAAUUAUUAUGACAUUACUUAACACAGCCAAAUCUAAAACAUUACAUAAACUAAGAAAUACACUAACAAUUGAACUAUCCUAUUUACAAUAAAAUAUGAACAAAGAUUCUUUGAUCACAACUAAGUAUCAGGCUAGGCGCGCAUGUGCCGUCAAAUAGCCGCCUCUAUACAUCAUUGUACGGCAGUGUAUAUUAUAGUGCGCCCACAAACGGUACUUUUUAACCCCUACCCAAAAAGAGGGGUGUUAUAAGUUUGACGCGUGUAUCUGUGCAUCUGUCUGUGGCAUCGUAGCUCCUAAACUAAUGAACGAUUUUAAUUGAGUUUA